Messenger RNA from Miniopterus natalensis, 558 nucleotides. It is a transcript of the gene CLEC5A, whose product is annotated as C-type lectin domain containing 5A. Gene Ontology annotation, molecular function: virus receptor activity. The record is from RefSeq and is a predicted model, not a curated record. NCBI's taxonomy places the organism in Eukaryota, Metazoa, Chordata, Mammalia, Chiroptera, Miniopteridae. Gene Ontology annotation, biological process: innate immune response.
AUGAACUGGUGCAUGAUCAUCUCUGGGCUAAUCGUAGUGGUGCUUAAAGUUGUCGGGAUGACCUUAUUUCUGCUUCACUUUCCGCAGAUUUUUGGCAAAAGUAAUAACAGCUUCAGUCCUGAGGAGAGCUAUGGAACAGUCCCACAGAUUUUCGGGAACAAUAAUGAGAGCUUCAUGCCCACAGAGAGCUCUGGAACAGUCUGCCCCACCAGGUGGGAUUUUCAUCAAGGAAGAUGUUUUUUCUUGUCCUCCUCUGAAAUGUCUUGGAACAAAAGCAGGGAGAGCUGCGAAGCAGAAGGAUCGACUUUGGCCAUCGUCAACAUGCCAGAGAAACUGAAGUUUCUCCAGGACAUAACUGGAGCUGAGAAGUAUUUUAUUGGCUUACUAUACCAACCAGCAGAGAAAAGGUGGCGUUGGAUCAACAACUCUGUUUUCAAUGGCAAUGUUACCAAUCAGCGCCAGAAUUUCAACUGUGUCACCAUAGGCCUAACAAAGACAUUCGACGCUGCAUCAUGUGACACAGCGUACCGCUGGAUCUGUGAAAAGAGUGCCAAAUGA